This is a messenger RNA of Chondrus crispus (carragheen), 434 nucleotides long. RefSeq lists its product as hypothetical. The transcript is spliced from 3 exons. The record is from RefSeq and is a predicted model, not a curated record. The annotation marks the transcript as partial. NCBI's taxonomy places the organism in Eukaryota, Rhodophyta, Florideophyceae, Gigartinales, Gigartinaceae.
AUGCGGCGACGCGCAACCCAAACACGCAAGCUAGACGUGCCAAAAGCUCAUCGGGAGAUCGUUUUGGCGAACGUCAGAUGUAUUCGACAAGUCCGCGGAAAGCAAGUGAUGUCACCGGAUGGGGGAGACGGACCCCGAGGAAGAAAGUGCCGAGUCCAUUUCAGCAGACAAAAUUAAAGAGGGUAUAGGCAGUAUGGGGAAGAUGGCUGUACUACUGAGUGCUACUUGCAAAUAUAGCGGAAGUUGACCGUACUGCUAUAUCCGAUGCAUCUCUGGACUCUGGACGUUGCUUAGUAGACAUGUCGCAUUUUGCCUUCUGGGUGUCAAGAUGUCAGCAGAGGGGCACGAGGCGCGUUUGUAUGGUCUGUACUGUCACAUCCUCUUGCUCCCUGUUUUCAUUUUUGUUUGAUGUUGUAAAGAACUCGAGACUGUGA